AUGGACAUGGCCACAAAGAAGAGUCACACGACCAUGGCCAUGGACACAAAGAAGAGGAGGCUCAUGGACAUGGACACAAAGAAGAGUCACACGAUCACGGUCAUGGCCACAAAAAAGAGUCUCAUGACCACGGCCAUGGCCACAAAAAAGAGUCUCACGACCAUGGCAUGGACACAAAGAAGAGGAGGCUCAUGGACACGGCCAUGCACACAAAGAGGAGUCGCACGCCACGGCCAUGCGCACAAGGAGGAGUCGCACGAUCAUGGACACAAAGAACACGGCCAUGGGCACGGGCACAAAGAGCACGAGGACGACGGACACGGCGCCGAAGAAUCGCACGAUCACGCGCAUGCGCACAAAGAUGUAGAAAUGGUUGAUGCCGAGGCUGCACACGAUCACUCGCAUGCUCACAAGUCGAGUGAGACCAAAGAUGACAUUCCAGCUUGGAAAAAAGCUGCGAUGAAUGCAGAUCCAAUGGCUGCACCAUUCGGUGGCAGCUGGAAUGUUGAGACGUCUGUAUCUGCCACUGACGACAAAAUGAAAGAAUAG
Molecule: messenger RNA, 549 nt
Organism: Seminavis robusta
Lineage: Eukaryota; Bacillariophyta; Bacillariophyceae; Naviculales; Naviculaceae
Source: the annotation of a GenBank genome assembly